Molecule: messenger RNA, 1056 nt
Organism: Emiliania huxleyi CCMP1516
Lineage: Eukaryota; Haptophyta; Isochrysidales; Noelaerhabdaceae
Exons: 1
Coding region: 39-926 (295 amino acids)
Source: RefSeq, a predicted model, not a curated record
UCAGGAAAGGGGCACGACCGCUGCACGACCGCUGCACGAUGCCGCUGACCGCGAAAGCGGAGAGGCGCAAGCGACGCAAGGCCUCCGAGGUGGCCGCUGCCUCCGUCGAGCCCGAGGUCGCCACCGAGGCGCCGGAGCCGCCCGCCGAGCCCCACAACGAGUCGGAAAUGGAGGUCGAGCCGGCAGCGCCCGAUCAGACGGCGAACCGCCUCCUGCUCAUGACGGCAGAGCACGAGGCGGCGGUGGCGCGGCGGUUGCUCCAGCAGGGCGGUCGCUGUUGGCUGCAUCAGCUUAUCGAUGACGACUCCGAAGUCUUCGAGAGCGAGGCGAAGGAGGAGAUGGUGAUCGUCGCGCGGGAGGUGGACGACUACUGCUUGAUGGUCGGCGACACGCGGCCCGAGGGCAUCUUCGGCUCCACGCUCGCGGCGGAAGCCGUGGUGGCGGCCCGCGAUUUCGAGGAGUGCGUGAGAGAUGGGACGAUUGUCGGCCGAGGAAGAUUAGGCGACUGGGUAGUUCCCGAUCUCUCCGAGGAGUACGACGACCUGACGGAGGCAGAAGAGGCCGAGGCGAGGGGGCUGGCGGCUAGAGCCAGCUAUAGGCGCGCGAUCCACCAGCUCAAGGCGGCCUUCCCGGAGCUGCCGACGCCCGAUCCCGUGGUGCGGCGGUGCGUCUGCAGCUCAGGCGCCCCACGAUGGCCCUGGGCGCUUGACAUCAAUUGCGUCGACGAUUCCUACUGCCGCGGCCCGGACGAGUGCCGACCGUUCAGCGAGGUCAAGUUUCUUUGGCGCAGAGCGUGGGGCAUGGGCUCUAUCUCCGCGGAGCUCGGAAGCGCGUACCUUUACCGCGAAGCUCGGCAGCGCGUCCACGACCGCUGGUGCGCCGCCGGGCCUAGGCUCCCGCGCGGGCAGAAAAAAUCCGUGGGUUGACGGGCAUAUCUCGGGCCCACUUUCGAGUUAGUGCGUGAUCUUGGGUGUUUAUGAUAGCCCACAAGGGUCUUCUGGAGCAUGGUAGCGGUGGUUUUGCGCGAGGCGUUCAUUUAAAAAUCACCAUUUCCCC